Molecule: messenger RNA, 3501 nt
Organism: Aplysia californica (California sea hare)
Lineage: Eukaryota; Metazoa; Mollusca; Gastropoda; Aplysiida; Aplysiidae
Product: ras-related protein Rab-1B
Molecular function (GO): GTPase activity; GTP binding
Source: RefSeq, a predicted model, not a curated record
AGCAAAGUAAACAACGACUCCCAGCUCCUUGAGCCAGAUUUUCUUCUAAAGCUGGUCCUGGUUGGGAACACAGGGGUUGGGAAGACAUGUCUGCUCCUGCGCUACACCGACAACAUGUUCUCUGAGACUUUUAUCACAACUAUUGGAGUCGACUUCAAGAUUAAGACUUUGGACGUUGAGGGAGGAACUGCAAAACUUCAGUUGUGGGACACGGCUGGACAGGACCGCUUCAAGUCUAUCGUGUCCAGCUUCUAUCGCGGAGCUGACGGCCUUAUUGUGGUCUACGACCUCACGGAUCUCGACAGCUAUGAGGCCUUGCCUCGCUGGUUGUCCGAGGCAGAGCGCUAUGGCAGUCCCAACUGUGUUCGCAUGAUGGUUGGGAAUAAGGUAGACAUGACGGCCAAGCGAGUGGUGGAGAGACAGACAGCGCAGGCUUUUGCAGACAGGCUAGGCAUGGAGUAUCUGGAGACCAGUGCUAAGAAUGCCAGCAACGUCCAGGAAGCCUUUACCAAAUUGGCGCACAGCAUCUUGGAGAAGAAGCGAGCUUCGGGCCUGCUCGUUUCUAGGGACGCAAGGAAGGAUGGGGAAAUCAUCGGGCUCACAAAAGAGCCGUCACAGACAAGCUGGUGCUGGGGUGGCGAAAGCUGCUCCACCUUGUAAUGGGAUUUUCUGCUCACUCUAGGAAAGUCCACACGCGGAAAGGUCGAACGCUCAAAAAAAGGGCUUUAGCGUCAACAUUCCUUUGUUUAAAAGAGAAAAAAAAGCGAGCCCCAACGCUAGUGGUUGGCGGGUGCUCUUGUAUGGUUUGCUCCUUGUUUCGUUCUAUAUAAUAUCUAUUGUCCCUGUCUCUCGAAACACCUGUAAUCCCUGGCGCUUAUAUAUUGCAAGUGACGUAAAACAACAAUGUCCAAGGCUCAAAAGAAAGGCAUAAGCUUCAACAUUCGUUAGUAAAUAAAAAUCCCCAAUGUUUAUGGUGGGCGGGCGGAUGGUCUGGGAUGGUUUGCUCCCUUUUUCUUCCCGUCUUAUAUCUAUCGUCCCCCUCUCUCCUUCUUUUAGGUGUUUGUUACUCGCUCGUAGCACCUCUAUCUCCGACACUUGUAUACUUAAUUGUGUUGCAAGUGCCGUAAAACCCUUACUAAAACGACAAGGUAAGAAGGCUCAGAAGAAAAGUAUAAGCUUCAACAUUCCAGUGUAAAUAAAAAACCCAAUGAAAAUACUCAAUUCCAGGGCACAAAACCCUACUAAAAGUUUAAAUUGUACAUGUAUUUAAUAUUUUCAGAGAACAAAAGAAAUGCAGAUGGGAAGAAGGAAAGACAUACCCUUACAUUCUCACUUCCUUUCCUCAAUUGUGUUGUGCGAUAGCAUUCCCAAAAGCCAAUGUUACUCUGUACAUACAAAAAAGUUCCAGUAGUUAAUGCAGUCAAUGCUUAACCAUUUAAUGCACAAUCAUAAUAAUAAUAUCCUCAACCUGUUGCUCCUUCCGGGUGGUUUGGUUGGGGUGGGAGGGAUGGGACGCUGCUGGUAUAUGUAGGUCCUACUUCUUUCCUUUCCUUCUUUUGUUUCUUUUUGUCUGUCUACCCUUUUCAUUGAUGAUUGACAGGUGUUCAGAUGUGGUUUACUACCUCUUUCCUAUCAAACAUAUUAUAUCUCCCUGAUUUCUUAUCCUUUUUUGUGUGUGUUUGUUAGUAAGUAAACUAACUUACUCUGUGUUUGUUACUCUCUUGUAACACCUCAAGUCUUACUGAAGGUAAACUCAAGUUUUCCUACUUACUAGAUCUAAUUGACCGUUACAGUGCCAUUGUGCUUCUCUCUACAUUUAAACAAAGAAACAGGUGCUAGAAGCCAAAAAACAGUCUUCAAUUUGGAGCUAUGAUAAACUUGUAAUGCUCAAAAGCAGGGUCAAUUGAACGCUAAGUUAACAAGUGAAGGCCAUGAUAUCGCUUGACAUUCUUGUAUCAACAAUAUACAGGCAUGUUUCCCCUCCUUCUGCCUUUAUGUAUAAUAUAGACCUAGGAAAGGAUACAACUACAAAAACUUCUACAACUCGCCUUGUACUGUUAGGUAUACAAAGCGGAAAGCAGUCGACAACACGCUUGUCUGGCCCUGGACACUUCCUCUAUAUUUGACAUAAUAUCUAGGUCUUGGGUGAUAUUUAAUCUCUGAUCGUACUCCCAUGACUGCCAGUCGGUCGCAGCAGGUGGUUGGGGUGUGUUCUAUUUCUUCUGUAUUUCCCCUGAGUUGUUUCCACCUCCUUGUCAUACUUUUUCCCAGCACUAAAUUGACAUUAAGGGGUCUAUGUGCUUCGUUUUACUCAAACAAACAACCCGGUUGGUCUACUUCUUUUUUCAUUUAUUGGUCUCCAGUUCUAUGUCUGAUAAAACAAUCUUGUCUCUGGCACACUCAAAUAUUUCCAUCUUCUCUUUUGUGCAGUCAUGUUGAUUUCUCCAAUUCGACCUCUUUCAAACACUUAACUAUCCAUUCCACUUUAAAAGGAGGAUAGCCACAGAAAAGCUGCUUCAGCCUUUAACUCUUUGACGACGUGCCUCCUGGUCAUCAAAACUCUUAAUAAUGACAUGCGGUUUGGGGCGCUUUAAAAAAGAAGCAUAACUUCGUUAUUCAUUCUCAUUUUUCCAGUCUGUUUUAAAAUGACUAGCAACAAAAGGUAUACAAUGAAAUGUAAUUCAUGUGUCUUAUUUGUGUAAGAUGUCUCGAAAUGUGCUACAACAUUGCCUUUGGCGUACUGCUGAUCGGACGUAUUUGUCUGCUACGUCUUCAAAGAGUUAAAGAGUUUUUAGCCUGAAGGAUUUCUAAAUUAUUUCUGAAGAGUCGAUCAAGAUUCUUGUCCAGGGAAGGAAUAAACAUGGCUUAAAUUAUUGAGAACUUUUUUUCGUUUGAUCUGAGAAAUGACGAACCAGUUUAUUUGGUUCCGAGUCACACAGCUGUUUUUGUUGCAAUGCUUUUCAUGAACUUGUACUUGGAUGGAUAGAGACUGGGAGAGUGAUGGACGGAUAGAGGAACGAGAUAUGUUGAAAGACAGAGAGAAACGGAGAGAGAAAGAAAGAAAGAGAGAGAGAAAUGUGACACUUUACUCAUUUUUAUAAGUUUGUAUUUGUACGCUACUAUUUUUAAAGACCAAUGCCGAAGUAAUCAUAAAAAUGAAAAUGAAGAUGACAUACAUCUCCAUCUACAUUAUUUUAAAUUGUACUGGAAGCGGGCUGCUUCGACUCUGCCUGUCAGACCAACCCAGGCAGGCUGAGAGGAUACAACGUCCAGCACAUUGACGGAGAGACUUGAUAAAAACCUUCGACACACGGCCAUCAAACGUCAUAUCUUCUUGUGCAACGGCGAAGAGCCUAACCACUACAAUUGUAUUAAAUUUGUACAUUAUAAAUCCACUUUGAAAAUAUAUGGCACUCAAUGUGUUGAUUUGUGUCAAACACAGCAUGAGUGGUGCAUGACAAUUUUGUACGAAUAAACUUAAUAAUAAAUAUGGGACAAUAA